AAUAGAUUUAUGCCAUAAAAAUGUCAAAAUUUUCAUUGUGCCAAAUGUUUUAAGUAAAAGCUCUCGAGUCGAGUUUCGAUAAACGGUUAACAGUUCCGUACUCACCACGGCGCGCCUAACAGCACGCACCGCCGGCUGUGGUGCGUUCGCUGGAGCGGCAGUGUGGUCCCAGUUGUUGGAGCUUGCCGCAAAAUAGAAAACAAAACAGAUUGAAAAACACUGCAAACUACGAAAUUAAACGCCAUUAAUUUACCCGAUAAACCUUACCGAUGGCCGAUAAGCAGCGGCUAAGUGACCCGUAACACCCAGUGAUAAGAUCCAGAUAAGAUUGGAAUUGAAUUUGGGCUGUUUGGUAUCCGCAUGAAAUCGCCGCAAACGGAAUUCACUUGUACUCCAGCCGCAACGCCGUUCAAGACGCCAAAUUUGAGCCAGAAAUCAAGAAAUUCACACACACACACCUCUACAACGGCAGCAUGCCCGACUACGUACCGGCACGGGGCUUCAAGGAGAUGGAGAAUCUGAUCAAGCUGUACGAGAACCAGCGCAGCCCUAUCUACAUCUACUUCUAUGGCGAGAAGGACAAGGCCGGACGCAGCUGGUGUCCGGACUGCGUGGCGGCCGAGGACACUAUCAUGAGUGCCUUCCGCACCCACGCGCCGGCGGAGUGCAUGAUCCUGGUGGUGGACGUGGGCAACCGAGAGUUCUGGAUGGGCAAGGACAACGUGUUCCGAAAGCCGCCCUACUCGGUGGAGGGCAUACCGACACUCAUACGCUGGAAGGGCGUGGAGCGCCUGGAUGGGGAUCAGCUGCUCAAGAUGAGUCUGCUGGAGCUCUUUUUCGAGGAGACCGAUCCGAAGAAGUCUGCUUUUGUCGCUCAAUAAAAUGCGAAUUGGCUUAAA
Drosophila santomea is the source of this 899-nucleotide messenger RNA. RefSeq names its product thioredoxin domain-containing protein 17. Bases 474 to 881 code for a protein of 135 amino acids. Gene Ontology annotation, molecular function: protein-disulfide reductase [NAD(P)H] activity. The transcript has 2 exons. The record is from RefSeq and is a predicted model, not a curated record. NCBI's taxonomy places the organism in Eukaryota, Metazoa, Arthropoda, Insecta, Diptera, Drosophilidae. Gene Ontology annotation, cellular component: cytosol.